AUCCUUUAAAUCCUUCCAUUCAUUAGAUUUCGCCUCAUUUUUUCAUUUCUUCUUCGUCGUCAAAACAAUGGCCGUCUCCUCUAGUCCGUGCCCUAAAUUCAUCCCUACCGCCGCCAUUUCGCCCCUUUUCGAGUGCCGUUCUGAUUCACCCGGCACGGACCAGCCCCGAUUUUCUCGGCGAUUUAACUCCAUUCCUAAGGGCUCAUCAGCUUCUUCAUUUUUGGGCGGCGGUAGUGGCUUGUCGUUGAUACUAAAAUUCCCUCCUAACUUUGUUCGCCAGCUCAGCACUAAAGCUCGCCGUAACUGUAGCAACAUCGGUGUAGCUCAAAUCGUCGCUGCUUCGUGGACUGACAACUCCGACUCUGGUGUUCCUUUUGUCGCGGCGGCUGCUAGUGCAUCAGCUUCCGCCGCCGCCGCCGCAAUCUCCGCUGCUGAGCCGGUUGAGUUGAUCUCCGGUGAUGAAGUGGCUGUUGUUAAUGAGAAUAGAAAUGUACAGUUUGAGGAUUUGAGUAGUGAUUUAAAAUACUCGUCGUUUUUGAGCUCCGAUGGGAGCAUAGCAGUUCAUGCUGGUGAACGAUUAGGUCGCGGUAUUGUUACAGAUGCAAUUACGACUCCGGUGGUUAAUACUUCUGCUUAUUUCUUUAAGAAAACUCAAGAGCUUCUCGAUUUCAAGGAGAAACGGAGUGUGAGUUUUGAAUAUGGGAGAUAUGGAAAUCCAACUACUGAGGUUCUGGAGAACAAGAUUAGUGCCCUUGAAGGGGCUGAAUCAACUUUGAUUAUGGCUUCUGGGAUGUGUGCUAGUACUGUUAUGCUAUUGGCUUUGGUUCCAGCCGGUGGGCACAUCGUUACUACUACGGAUUGCUACAGGAAGACUAGGAUCUUUAUUGAGACUGUUCUUCCUAGAAUGGGGAUCACGGCCACUGUUAUUGACCCUGCAGAUAUGGAAGGUCUGGAAGCUGCACUUGAGAAGAACAAUGUUUCUCUUUUUUUCACCGAGUCUCCUACCAAUCCAUUCCUGAGAUGUGUUGACAUUAAGUUGGUUUCAGAGCUCUGCCAUAGAAAAGGAGCAAUAGUCUGCAUAGAUGGUACCUUUGCAACACCUCUUAAUCAGAAGGCCCUAGCUCUCGGUGCUGAUCUUGUUCUUCACUCUGCAACUAAGUUCAUCGGUGGACAUAAUGAUGUCCUUGCAGGUUGCAUAAGCGGUUCCACAAAAAUAAUUUCUGAAGUUCGUACUUUGCAUCAUGUUUUGGGUGGUACUCUCAACCCGAAUGCUGCUUACCUGAUCAUCCGAGGCAUGAAGACACUGCAUCUUCGUGUACAGCAACAGAAUUCAACCGCAUUGAGGAUGGCCGAAAUUUUAGAGGCUCAUCCCAAGGUGAAGCAGGUUUAUUAUCCAGGUUUGUCUAGUCAUCCUGAACAUCUCCUUGCCAAGCAGCAGAUGACUGGCUUCGGUGGUGUGGUCAGUUUUGAGGUAAAUGGGGAUUUGUCGACCACCAUAAAGUUUGUGGAUGCACUGAAAAUCCCAUAUAUAGCCCCAUCGUUUGGUGGGUGUGAAAGCAUCGUGGAUCAACCAGCUAUAAUGUCUUACUGGGAUCUGAGCCAAUCAGAGAGGGAAAAGUACGGGAUUAAAGAUAACUUGGUGCGAUUCAGCUUUGGAGUUGAGGACUUCGACGAUCUGAAGGCCGAUAUUCUUCAAGCCCUGGAGACCAUAUAGCUUGGUACAUCAGGAUAACUUGGUUAAUUGAAGGAUGAAUAAUAUUGAGCUUAGAGACUAUUUAGCUCACUACCUGUCCUUUUGUUUUUAUUUUCUAAUUUUAAACUGUACGCUUUAUUAUUUGGUGGUUUAAUUGGCUUUUCAUCACCAAAUUUCCUUUUGUCAGUUUGGCUGGCCAAAGUUGGGCAAAUAAUGUGUUAUAAAUAACAUGUAUUUUUAUGUUA
Messenger RNA from Mercurialis annua (annual mercury), 1938 nucleotides. RefSeq names its product cystathionine gamma-synthase 1, chloroplastic. Bases 68 to 1714 code for a protein of 548 amino acids. The record is from RefSeq and is a predicted model, not a curated record. The transcript is spliced from 10 exons. Gene Ontology annotation, molecular function: cystathionine gamma-synthase activity; pyridoxal phosphate binding. Gene Ontology annotation, cellular component: chloroplast. Lineage: Eukaryota; Viridiplantae; Streptophyta; Magnoliopsida; Malpighiales; Euphorbiaceae. Gene Ontology annotation, biological process: transsulfuration.